CUGAACCCUCCGAUUGAACUACUUAUCCGUUCUUUAAUUUUUCUUUUCCAAGUUUUUCCUUGCCAGGAGAGAAUCCCCUGUCCAAAUGUUGCUUUCCUUUGCUCCCUUCAUGCCGCCAGUGCAUGUGAAGUGUCGAGUGCGAUAAAAAAUAAUUUGCCUAUAAGCUGUUGGGAUUUGGUGUACGACAACCGUACGAGGCCGAUCAUCUGUCGUUACAUACGACGCUUUGCUUCAAGUUCCUUCAAUCUUUUAUCUUCUGCGCUGCUUCCGAUCGAACGGUAAUGGAUGGCAUUUCAAAGAAAACUUAGAGAUAAAUAAUUCACCCCCUCUCUCUGUAGUAUGAUGCUUUGCCGGCAAAUUUAUCGGAAAAAGAUACGGUCUUUUUCCGACCGGCGGUGGUUCUUCUCUCUUACCAGUGUUUCACCGUCUCCGGGAGCAUCUGGAGGGCGGAAGGCAUGGACGAUCGUUCCAGCUGCCGUAUGUUACUCUCCAGCCCACUCCGCUCGAUGUGCGACGACGUCUUUUAGCUCCUUUAGUAGGCUUGCGACUUUGAAAGUUACAUUUGGCCUGAAAGGCUGUUGCUUUUCAACUCAAGCUGAGGCUUUUGAGCCAGAGGGUGGAAUACUGGAUGUACCUUUAGCACAAACGGGUGAAGGGAUCGCUGAAUGCGAGCUUAUAAGAUGGUUUGUUAAGGAGGGAGACCAAGUUGAAGAAUUUCAGCCACUUUGUGAAGUUCAGAGUGACAAGGCUACCAUAGAAAUAACAAGUCGUUACAAGGGAACAAUCUCUCACAUUCUUCAUGUUCCCGGGAACAUCGUGAAGGUAGGAGAGACUCUGUUGAAAAUUGCUGUGGAUAGAAUUUCAGCUCCUACUCAAGCUGUAGAUAUUUCUGAAAAUGUUAAAGAAGUUAAGAGUGUGGCAAGUAGCAUAGAUGAUCAUAGUUCUGCUGUUAUAAAUUCGAGGAUUGGUGGAGUGUUAUCCACUCCUGCCGUCCGUAUCCUUGCAAAGCAGUAUGGUGUAGAUAUAAAUGUUGUCCCUGGAACUGGAAAGGAUGGACGGAUACUGAAAGAGGAUGUCUUAAACUAUGCAGCAGUCCACAGAGGAACCUUAGUUAAUUCACAAGCACUACCAAAUCCUGCAGAACAAUUACAUAGUGUGGACAUCACAUACCCUGACAUUUCAGCUUCUCGUGGGUUGGGUAAUGAAGACACAACAAUUCUCCUAAGGGGAUUUCAACGUGCUAUGGUUAAAUCAAUGACCCUGGCUGCAAAAAUUCCUCAUUUUCAUUAUAUUGAAGAGAUAAAUUGUGAUGCACUCCUACAGCUCAAAAGAUCAUUCCAGAAGGCAAACUCUGAUCCAGAAGUCAAGCACACUUUUCUUCCUUUCUUAUUGAAGUCUCUUUCAAUGGCUUUUACUAAAUAUCCCAUGCUAAAUAGUUGCUUCAAAGAGGAGCUUUAUGAAGUCACUGUAAAAGGAUCUCACAACAUUGGGGUUGCAAUGGCUACUCCACAUGGCUUAGUUGUUCCAAACAUAAAGAAGGUGCAGUCAUUAUCAAUCUUGGAGAUAACCAAGGAACUUUCAAGAUUGCAAAAGUUGGCAAUGGCCAACAAGCUUGACCCUGAAGAUGUAUCUGGUGGGACUUUUACUCUAAGCAACAUUGGAGCAAUUGGUGGAAAGUAUGGUUCCCCUCUAAUCAAUGCACCUGAAGUUGCCAUCAUUGCCAUAGGCCGGAUUCAAAAAAUCCCCCAUUUUGCUGAAGAUGGAAAUGUGCAUCCAGCUUCAGUUUUGACGGUAAACGUUGGAGCUGAUCAUAGAGUACUUGACGGAGCUACUGUUGCGAAGUUCUGCAAUGAGUGGAAACAAUUUAUUGAGCAACCGGAGCUUAUGAUGUUGCAUAUGAGAUGAGUCUUCCAUCUGUUUGUGUGUCUUGGAAUAAGGGAAUGGACAGCCUUUACUUGUGAUGAUACUCAAUUGAUUGUCAUCCACUUCUUCCAUUUAUGUGGACCAAAAAUAAGAAAAGUAACAGUUCCUUCAAAGUCUUCUUAUUUGGCAUCUACGCCGUGCAUGUACUAGCUAGUUACAAAUUCUUCACAGUUUAGUGAAACCCUUACCCCAUGUUUGGUUCAGAGGAGGGGAAGGAAGGGAAGAGGCAAGGAGGCUAGGAGAGGGAAGAAGAAGAAGGAAGACUUUGACAUUGACAAAUCUUUCCUCCAAAAUACCCUGAUUUGGGAUUUGGAGGAUUUAAAAUUUAAGAGAAUGGAGGAUUUUGAAAGUCAUCCACCUUUCUCCCCUUCCUACUUCCUCCAACCAAACACACAUGAAUCAUCUAGUUUCCUUCCCCUCUCUUCAAAAUCCUCCAACCAAACAAAGCCUUAAAGCCUCAGAAUUCCAAGUGGGAUUUACUAGGUCUAUUUGGUGCAAGGAGCUAGUUAUCCCAUUGUGAUACGUAGCAUUUCUUUUUCAAAUUUAACUUUUAAAUUUUUUGUUCAUAUUUGCCAAAAAAUGAUCAAAUGAUCGACUAUUAUUGAUGAUCUCUAGACCACUUUUGGCAUGACCUUCAUUUGUAUGUCCACAAACUCUACAUAUACUUACGAAUUUGAUUGAGAUUUGAAAAAUCUUUUUUGUUAAUAGUAUUAAUAUUUAAUACUGUUGGUAAA
Cuscuta europaea is the source of this 2657-nucleotide messenger RNA. The record is from the annotation of a GenBank genome assembly. Lineage: Eukaryota; Viridiplantae; Streptophyta; Magnoliopsida; Solanales; Convolvulaceae.